AGCCGCACCACACACGUCUGUGUGCUUCCCCGCGGUCUUUCUCUCUCACGAAGGUGUCUGCGUGCGAGUCUCCGAUUAUGUGCGAUCCAAGGAGUGUACCUGUGUACUAACUCAGUUUGGCUCUAUAAGAAAGCGCUAACAAAUUGAGAGUUGUUUUUUUUUUUUUGUUUUUUUUUUUUCUUUUAUUCAAUUCCUCGAUAAUCGUUGGUAAAAAUGAAGCUCGUUGUUUCUGCCAACGUGAUAGUGUUGAUGCUGUGCGCGAGUUGUACCAGUAUGGUUCUGGUUGAUAAAGAACCGAAUCAGUACAAGGGCCUGUCGGACUUCCGAUUUCCCGGUCCGAUGGCGAGGCCGAGCUUCAAUGAUAACGAGUUACCGAUAGAAUUAGCUAGAAAAGUCAGCAAAGCUAAAACGACAGAAGAAAUUCUUCAGAUACUGAAUGUCACCAUAUCUCCAGAUAUUUUUCCAGAUGGUAUGCAGCGAUCGCGCGGCAUUGUAGCGAAGCCUGCCGGCUGCCAAACCGAAAUGCAAGCCGUACCUGUAAAGGAGAAUCCGUACGUGGAUCCGAAAAUUUUGUAUAUACCAGAUUGUGUGCGCAUCCCACGAUGUAGCGGCUGUUGUGGCAAUAGCUUAAUUUCCUGUCAGCCUGUCAAGUCACAGAUGCGCAACUACCGGCAUUGCACUUCAAAGCAUGAUCAGUACAAUGAAAAGGAAUGCACCUGCCGCUGUAAGAAUGAUGACGAAAGAGAAAAAUGUUUAAGUAACAGCGAUAGGAUGCACUGGCUGCCAGAAGAGUGCAAGUGCAAGUGUAAUACCGUUACAGAGUGUCCAACUGGAUUUUACUUUGACAAUUAUCUAUGCAGAUGCCAAAGCCGAGGGUUUUUUAUUGAUUACGAACGGCAAAACGUUGGUGGCAAGAUCAGAAAAAUCCAGCCUGACUUCGUGAGUCUCAACACCAACAACUCUAGAAGAAGGCAUAAAGAGGAUCCAGAGUACAAAUAA
Messenger RNA from Copidosoma floridanum, 999 nucleotides. RefSeq lists its product as uncharacterized. Gene Ontology annotation, cellular component: membrane. The record is from RefSeq and is a predicted model, not a curated record. Gene Ontology annotation, biological process: positive regulation of protein autophosphorylation; positive regulation of cell population proliferation. Gene Ontology annotation, molecular function: growth factor receptor binding; growth factor activity. Lineage: Eukaryota; Metazoa; Arthropoda; Insecta; Hymenoptera; Encyrtidae.